AACGCCCCUAAUUCAAGUUCCAAUCGUGGUUAGUUAGCGUGAAUAAGCGACAAUCACAACAGAUAGAUCCAAAGAGAGACCAUCGAAGCAAGAGAAACGGACGAUGACGGACAGUUUGAUCCGAGCACUAGUUGAAGCGAUUCACUCCACUCCUACUCAGGCCGUUCUCUACUUCUCCGGCGGUGCUUCACAGGUCUUAGGGUGGUUGGCGGCAGUUCCUGGAGCGUCAAACACAGUUCUUGAAGUUAUUGUUCCUUAUUCUCGUAUGUCAAUGAUCCAAUUGCUUGGGAAGGUACCUGUUCAAUUCACUAGCAAGGAGACUGCUGAAGACAUGGCAUUAGUGGCUUAUAAUCGUGCUCUAAAGCUCUCCAAACCAGGUUCUCCUGUAGUAGGUGUGGGAUUUACUGGUUCUUUGGCUACCACACGUCCAAAACUUGGGGAUCACAGGUUUUACUUGUCAACACGAACUUCUAACAGGCUUUGGGCUUCUUCAGUAACCUUGUCAAAGGGUUUGAGAAACCGAGAGCAAGAAGAAAGAGUAUCAAGCCAAGUUUUACUCAAGGCAAUUGCAGAAGCUUGCAAGGUUCCAAAUUCAACAACAUUUGAUUCAGAUUUGACUGAAGGUGAAGUUCCUGAUGUAAGUGAGUUGCAUUUUGAUGAAGACCAGGAACUUGAACAAUUAAUACAAGGCAAAAUAUGCUUCAAAAUCUUCCCAUUUUCAAGUGGCACACAAACUUCAAAUGGAGAUAGGAAAGUAAUUCUUUCUGGAUCUUUUAAUCCUCUACAUGAUGGACACCUUAAGCUCCUUGAAGUUGCAAUGAGCCUUUGUAGUGGGGGGUAUCCAUGCUUUGAAUUGUCAGCCAUAAAUGCAGACAAACCUCCAUUGACAGUUUCACAGAUUAAAGAUCGUGUUAAACAAUUUGAAAAAGCUGGAAAAACAGUGAUUAUUUCUAAUCAGCCAUAUUUCUACAAGAAAGCACAGCUGUUUCCUGGUAGUGCUUUUGUAAUUGGUGCUGAUACUGCAGCAAGGCUUAUAAAUUUUCUUUCUCUCUCUCUCUCUCUCUCUCUCUCUCUCCAGCCAAAGUACUAUUGUGGCAGCUAUGAGAAUAUGAUAGAGACACUUGUCGGAUGCAAAAGAACAGGAUGCACUUUCCUUGUAGGUGGUCGAAAUAUGGAUGGUGUUUUUAAGGUUUUAGAAGAUUUUAAGAUUCCAGAUGAGUUAAAAGACAUGUUUAUUUCGAUACCAAUUGAUAAGUUUCGAAUGGACAUUUCAUCAACCGAAAUAAGGAAAGGCCUAGAGUGCAAGUAAAAAUAAUAUAUUUGUUUGACUAAUAUUGGGUUAUUAAAUAUGGUUAUUAUUUUGAACUUGUUAUUUGUAAACUAAAUCAAUUUGGUGGAUUUUUGUUGACUUUAGAUGUAUCAAAUGUGAGUUGGUAAGUUUUGGGCCUAA
Molecule: messenger RNA, 1450 nt
Organism: Lactuca sativa (garden lettuce)
Lineage: Eukaryota; Viridiplantae; Streptophyta; Magnoliopsida; Asterales; Asteraceae
Product: Nucleotidylyl transferase superfamily protein
Cellular component (GO): cytoplasm; nucleus
Molecular function (GO): ATP hydrolysis activity; nicotinamide-nucleotide adenylyltransferase activity
Source: RefSeq, a predicted model, not a curated record